Coffea arabica (coffee) is the source of this 378-nucleotide messenger RNA. Its product is annotated as germin-like protein subfamily 1 member 13. Lineage: Eukaryota; Viridiplantae; Streptophyta; Magnoliopsida; Gentianales; Rubiaceae. The record is from RefSeq and is a predicted model, not a curated record.
AUGUCGGUGUUUCAUCCAUCCGUGGAAGUGGAAGUUAUCUGCGCCGACUACUUUGGCGACGAACUUGUGUUGCCUCUGCCCAAGGUUAAUAACAAGAUGGAUAGCUACAAAAGCAGCGGGAAGAAUACCACAGCAAGGAUCAAAUAUAUUUGUGAUAUUUUCAAUGCAUUUUCUGCCAUUAGUGCAGAUUACUUUAUCAAGCAAAUCGUGAAGAUGAAUGCUGUUGCAUUUGCUGGUUUCAGCAGCCAAAAUCCACUAGUCAAUACUAUUGCAAAUGCAGUCUUUGGAUCAAAUCCUCCCAUUUCUCUGGAUGUUCUCACUAAGGCGUUGCUGCUUGACAAUAAAGUCAUUGACUUACUUGAGGCAUGGUUUUCUUGA